Messenger RNA from Hydra vulgaris (swiftwater hydra), 1235 nucleotides. Lineage: Eukaryota; Metazoa; Cnidaria; Hydrozoa; Anthoathecata; Hydridae. The record is from RefSeq and is a predicted model, not a curated record.
UUAGAGGAUGAUUUUCAAAAAGGAAAAAUUUCUUGGUGAGAUGACUAUAAAAAAUAAAACAUUCAAAACUCCAGGCUGCUUAGUUUAUGUUAGAGGUGGCAUGGUUCCUCACUUAAUGAAUGACAAUUUAAAAACUCUAAAUUUAGGUGAUUUGUGGCAGUUAUCUCUUGAAACAAUAUACGAAUUGCCUAGUUUGGAUGUGAUGGAAUGUUUUGGAAAAUCAUUUCAUGAAUAUUGUUGUCUAAAAGAUAAAAUUUUGAUAUUAAAUUCCCAAGAUAGUUUGUUGCAGAACCCUUCAGAUAUCUUUCGCUAUAAUGAAGAAAAAUCUGUUUCUAUAUGGACACCUGGAGGUCGCAGAAAAGUAACACCUAAGGAUUAUAUGAAAUUUUUGAAAGUUUUUCAAUUUGAUGUGUGCAUUCCGUUAUCUGACUGCAUUCCCCCAAAUCUUCCAAAAAAGCGAUGUCGAAAAUCAGCAGAUAGAACAAUUAGAUUUUUAGAUGAAUGCUUGAAAAUUAAGAUUGAUCAAAAAAUUGACAGUCCUGUUUUGGGUGUUAUUGAAGGUGGAAAUAGCAAAGAAGAAAGAGAGCGUUGUAUAAAAGAAAUUCUUAAAAAAGAUGUUGAAGGGUUUGUUUUGUCUGGAUUUAAUUAUUAUCUUCCUAACUAUAAAGAGUUGCUACAUUUUUGUACAAAUUUUUUACCAAAAGACAAGGUGAAGUUUAUGUUUGGUAUUCUUACUCCAGAUGAAGUCAUAAAUGCAAUAGAACUUGGAGUAGAUGUAUUUGACUCUGUUAUUGCUUAUGAUUGCACUGAUCGUGGAUGUGCAUUAUCUUUUAAAUAUAACACAAAGAAAAAGUAUGCUGAGAGAAGCCAUUCAUUUUCUAAUUCUAAUGGUUGUUACCAUAAUAACAAUGGAGUUGAAUUUAAAACAAACAAUCAUAUUGCAAAGUGUGGUAAAAACAUGGAAGAUUUUGAAAUGGAUUUGCAUGAGAGCAGAUAUUUUGAUGAUCUUCAAGCACUAGUAGAAGGUUGUUCAUGCUAUUGUUGUAUUCAGUAUACAAGAGCCUACAUACAUCACUUACUUGUUACUAAAGAAAUGCUUUCUUCUGUGCUUUUAAUGAUCCAUAAUCUUCACCAUUGGAUGAACUUCUUUGAAGAAAUACAAGAAUCACUGAAAGAGAACAAAUUUACUGAGCUGAAAGAAAUUGUUUUGAAUCAAAGAUGAUUUGAAUGAUAUA